AUGUUGCAUUACUUUAACGUCACCCCGUUGUCAACCAACUACGACUUGGUUUCUCCUCUCUCGCUUCUCUUCUUUCUUUCUCUCAUCUCUUGCUUCUCUUCUCGCUUUCGUCUCUCCCUCUCUAUCUCUUGUCUGGCUUCUCUUCUCCCCUUCAUCUCUCUCUCUCUCUCUCUCAAUCUCUCUCUCACAUCACAUCACUCGCUCUCUCUCUCUCACAUAUCAUCAUCAUCUCUCUCUCUCUCUCUCUCUCUCUCUCUCUCUCGCUCAGCAACUCGCUGCUACGGCCUGUGUAUGCCCAAGCACCAGCCCGGGGUUCCGCUCACGCUAUUCUGCACCACCACUUGUCUGUCAACAACCAAUCGGGGUAGGGGCGCCCCGGCACCGGCGGCCAUGGCAUCCAUGGCCGAGGCCGAGUUGGCGGCUGCCAUCGAAGAGGAGCCCGGCCUUAUCCACUGCUUUGAAUGCAAUUUGCUUAACAUCGAUGACCCCGCUGCUAUCGCGGCCGUCACCUCCAUCGACUGGUUCUUUGGUUCGUGUCGCCCCAACUUUUGCUCCCGACCCCGCUCGCCCACUCGCUCGCAACCUUUGACCCACGCUGCCGUGCCCUCGCACGACCUCAUCCGCAUCAUCUGCAUCAUCCCCAAGCUGCAAAGCCUGCAGGGUAUUCCCUCCCACCUCGAAGAGCUAUGGGCCUGCGAGUGUCCGCUCGAAGAAUGGAGCGCCAUCGAAAACUGCAUUGCUCUUGAGAAGCUCUACCUCAUGAAUGCCCACAUUGCCUCACUCGAACCCAUGCGCGCCAUGAUGCUCAUGCAAUUGCGGACGCUCAGUCUGCGCGACAAUCUCAUCGCAGACUUGACGCCCUUGGCCCACUUGACGCAAACCCCUGCUGUCACUACAGCCACUGGCGUGAUUACACCAUCUGGUGUCUUUCAAAACUACACGAACUGGACCACGUUCCCAUUAGUGCCGAAGCCCGCGACUCGGCAACAGCUUCGUGACAGCAAUGCCCUAUGGGCCCGCUCCUACUUGACAAGCGUUCAGAGAAUGCUUCGCCACUAUUGGACGGGCACUUCUGCCCUGCACGCUCGCCUGCAGCACGCCGCCUCAAGCGAUGAUGCGCGUGCAGCUCAGCUUGAGGACUACCUCCAAGCUGCCCAUGAACAUCUUGAGGAACGUCUGUCAGCCCUCCCCACGGCAGCCACACUUUCAAGAUGGCGCGAGCGCCUGCCCACGCAGCUCUACGCUCUUCUAUCCCACGGUGGCAUCCAAAUUGCCAUCGGCACCGAUGAUCACAGGUGGUUCCAAAAACUGCGCCGGGAAUUGACCGGCAAGCCGCGCUUCGAUGCAGAAGCCUUCAAAAGGCAAGGCGUGCUAGCCGUCCGUCUUCACCGCUGUCUCAAGGUCCACUUACAUGCCAGCCGACACCCUAAAUUUGAGCCCACCCGUGGCAAAUUCGGCUUUACAGCCUAUCCUCGCAACCCUGUGCGGCGUAGCAAAACUGACAAGACUUCCACUGACCCCGCCGCCGCCGUCGCUGCUGCUACUGCUACGGUCGCCCCGUCGUCUGCGCCAAUACCCACGGUACCUCGCCCUGCGGCAUUCAGCAGCGAGUGGACUUACGUCUUCCUCGAUGGACCUGAAACGCCGGAUGAGUAUGAUGACGCCAUUGUCCGUAUCUUCCGUGACCCAACCGCCGUGCAUGCCUUUGGGCCGCAGCCUUGUGCCAAAAAGUCGGCAAGCAGCCCCAGCACCAAAACAAAAGGUCACAACAACCAACCCAAGCGUAAUCGUGACGAACUCAAAGAAACGGUUGUGGAUGACCAGGAUGUGGAAGCCUCAGAUGAUGAUGGCGCCGACACUGAGGACAUUGAUGAGAGCCUAUCAGAUCUGGAAAAGUCGGAUGCUGAAAAGUCGGAGGGCCACAAAUCGGAUGCUGACCCUGACGCAGAUAUCGACGAUGACAGCGUCGUCGAUUCCUCUACGGCUCCCAACCCGCUUUUAGCAGUUCCCAUGUAUGUCGUUGAUCUAGAAUUAUGUUGCCGUGAACUGCGUAUCUCUGUACCACCCGCGCCUGAAGCUAUACAAAGUAGCGCUGGCUACACCGAAGGACGUGAACGUCAGCGUCAAGCCGUGCGUCUCUUCGAUUCCGAACUGCAGGCUCCAACACUUCUUGAGUGGCUUGGUGGCUCUCCCCUGGCUUCAGUGACCCAACUUUGCCUUGUGGGCGCCCGCCUUCGCCGCCUACCGGCUUUAGCUGCUCUUGCCGCCCUGAAGGAGCUAGAUGUUAGCCACAAUGACCUACGUGAGCUGACACUUGUGCAGCAUCCCAAGCUGCGCACUGUGCGCGCCGUCUGCAAUCAAAUCGCGCGCUUCAAGCUCGAUCGCAUGCCUGCGCUUGAGAGUUUGGACCUUUCUUGCAAUGCGCUCGCCAGCGUUUGCCAGUUGAGUAACCUUGAUCACUUCCCAAAGCUGCGCACUGUUGCUGUCAACUGCAACCCGUUUCAAGAGUUUAUGGACGGACCAGACUACGUCAAAAGCAUGUUUACUGUGCUCCUGCCCCAAAUUCGGGUCUGCUGCAGCGUUCUCCCCCGUCAUCAGGCAGAGGAGGUGGCAUCUCCGCGACUCGCCAAGACGGACGGUGCCAAAGAUGAUUCAAAUGCGCGAGUGGAUGAGGAUGUGGAUGUGGACCUAGAUAUCGCAGCAGCUGUACCUUCCCCGCGUCGGCGGCGCGCUCGGGACUCCUUCGCACUUCAAGCCGAAGAGGAAUUGUUUGGUUUGCGCCAGCCAUUUGCCGCCAAGCAGUUUUAUGCUCUCUCGCAGCCAGACCCUGACCACCUGGAGAUCCUGGCACAGGACCCCAAAUUUGGUGUUGCGCGUUUGGCGCCGGAACGCCUGCGGCGCGUGGGAUUGGCGGAAAUUGUCGUGAGCUCUGCCCAGCCCCUCACCAUUACAGCCGUGCUCUCUGGUCUGCAACAGUCGGCGUCCACCGACACGCUCACGGCCCUCUCUCUAUCGCGUUGCCAGUUACGCUCGCUCGACGCCAUCGUGGUUUGCGACAACCUCGUUCAUUUGGACAUCUCGCAUAACCUGGUCCACUCACUCGAGCCGCUCAAGGGACACCUAUGCAAACUCAAGCGUCUGGCCGUGGAUCACAACGCUCUCUCUUCCUUGGCUGGUGUAGAGGGCAAAGCAGCCAUCUGCACGCUGAGUGCCGCUUUCAACUUUAUUAGCGAGCUCAAGCCUCUUACCACCUGCACAGCAUUGCAGCAACUGCAUCUCAACAACAACAGCAUUAGCAACCUCCGCGAGAUUUUCCACCUGCGCCAACUGACCCACCUCUCCGUGCUAGAUAUCUGCCACAACCCGCAUCAGCGCCGGUCAGCCGCCCGUGACCUCUGCAUUUAUCAUCUUGGCCGACAGCUCAAGCAGCUUGAUGGCCUUGAUGUCACAUCGGAAGAGCAACGGCGAACUCGCAAGCGCCUAGAUGCUCUUUUGACGGUUGACCGCAUCGUGGACAUGGUGGGCGAGCAACGCGCUCGCGAACUCGACGCCCUUGAGUUGCGCUCUGUUCCGUUGCGCAGCAUUCAUCUUUCCAAUGAGCUGGCCUUUCGCAACCUCACCACCAUCAACUUGGACGGCAACCUGCUCAACCACUUUGACGCACUGGGCCAGCUACCGGCCCUUCGCAUGCUCAGUUUGGUAGGCAAUCGGAUUCGCCGACUGACUGCGGCCCGCCCAUCUUCAGCCUCCAAUGAAACCAUGGCCACUGCUCGAGAUGUCAUUGCCGCGCGCAGCGGGGCGCUGAACCACCGACGCAGCGGCGUCUCACAGCAGAUUCAGGACCGGUUGAUUGUUGAUCCCAAGACCGUUGUUCGCUCUAGCUCAGCCACAGAGUCGUCUGGGCCGUUAUUUGCGCAACUGGAAACGCUCUUGCUUGGUAAAAAUGGCAUCACACACUUGGAGCCACUGCAGUUGCAUCGCUUGCCACGACUGCGUGUGCUGCACCUGGAUGAGAACGAUAUUGGGAGCACCGAAGGCUUGGGAGGCCUCCAUGCCCUUGAGCUGCUGGUGUUGGACAAAAACAGGGUCAAGGCCAUUCCUGCCUCAUCUUUACCCACAUGCAGCCAGCUUCGCGUGCUGUGCUUAAAUUUCAAUCGGCUUCAAGACCUCUCACCCUUAGCCGAGUGCAUGAAACUCCAGGUGCUGCAGGUGACGCACAAUCGCGUCGCUCACGUGAAGCAAAUUGUGGCCCUUGCGGCUUGUGCGAAUCUUCGUGAGCUACAAAUUGCAGACAACGAUGUGGAGCGGCGACUUCACUUCCGGGCCGAGGUCAUCAUGCACCUUCAAAACCUUACGGCGCUCAACGGUGCACUUGUCAGCCAGCAAGACAUGGUGGAUGCCAUGGCUUUGACGGAGCAAGCCGUGGCAGCCCAUCCACCGUCCGCAAUGCAGUAUGAAACGGAAGCACUGCCCGUUCGAAUCGAGUCGAUGGGCAAUCGUGCCAAUAUCAAUAGCAUGGCGUCCUUUGAGCCUCGUGCCCUGCGCUCGCGGAUCCUCAAGUCAGAGAUUUCUGAGAGCAAGCCUGAACCAGAUCAUCUGAGCCGAGGCCAAGUCCGCCAGCCCAGUGCCACGAAUCGGCACCCGUUGAGCGACUUUGUGACGGCCAUGGCGGCCAACCCCUCGAUCACCAAUAACCUGGCGCUGGAAGUCUUACCCAUGCGAAGUCGCCCGCCCACCACAUCCAAAAUGGCGCGUUUGCCACAUGAUCGCAGCACCGUGCGCACCAAACCUCGGCGCAAAGCCUCCAUUCCCAAGGAAGGACGGCUGCAGCCCCUUGAUCUGGGCAUCUCGAGCCGCGGGCUGGUUGUCCCUCGCGACGACCAAGCUUUGGGCAUCGCCUUGGACCACACCCCCAGCCACCCUGUCACCCAGAUGGAAGUGACGCGGACGAGGAAUACAUCCAACACCUCGACUAGCCCUCGCAUGCGCCGAGCGCGACUCCCUGCGGGGGCUUCCCGGGCUCUUCCCCAUUGGUCUUUGACUUGA
This is a messenger RNA of Monosiga brevicollis MX1, 5046 nucleotides long. RefSeq lists its product as uncharacterized. The transcript has 18 exons. The coding region runs from base 1 to 5046 and encodes 1681 amino acids. The record is from RefSeq and is a predicted model, not a curated record. Gene Ontology annotation, molecular function: protein binding. NCBI's taxonomy places the organism in Eukaryota, Choanoflagellata, Craspedida, Salpingoecidae.